Ceutorhynchus assimilis (cabbage seed weevil) is the source of this 1662-nucleotide messenger RNA. The record is from the annotation of a GenBank genome assembly. Lineage: Eukaryota; Metazoa; Arthropoda; Insecta; Coleoptera; Curculionidae.
UGUAAUUUUGCUUCAGUUUUUAUUCGGUGUUUUUAUUGACAUUAUUGUGUUGUAGAUGGUCGAACAAUAUACCAAUUUUAUUUUAUUAUGUUUAAGUGAAUCCGAUGAAAAGGAGCAUUAUAUUCGCUAUUAUUAGAAUAAACUAGAAGAACAGUGUCUGGUUUGUGUAAAGCUCUGCGAGCACUAAGAACAAGAACAAAAAAGAUGGCUGUCGCGUGAAAAUUUCAAACAUGGGCGAAGUUAUUAACAGACAUCCAAGCAGCAGCAUUGAAGAGGAAAAGAAAGCUAGAAGAAGAAAAAUAAUAAAGCAACUGCCAAUCAAAAAGUUCGAAAUUAGAGAUUCCCUUAUAGCCCAACUUUGUGAACAAAAUCCCCACAUCAGAGUUGUAAAACACAUUUUUGCUGCAGCCCUUAUUGGUUUGUUCAUAAACACAGUUAUCCAUGGUUUUUCUGAACGAGGAGAGUUGAAUUUGGGAUUGAAUGUCAUCGCAACUGGCUUGGCAAAGUUUCAUUGGGUACCGCCAAUAUGGAUAACAUUGAAUGGUUGCAUUAUUUUGUGUUAUUUCGGUUUCAACGUCUGGGCCAGAAUUAGGAUAAAUAUGCCGCUUAAGUCUCCCAAUAAAAAACUUUGGGACAGUAUAUGGCUCCUCUCACUGGCUGCCUACUAUAUCCUCCAAUUUCGUGUGAUCUCAGUAGUUGUAACUGUUUUGAAGUUACCAAUCGCAACCUCUUCGGUAGUCUGCCUGGAACAGACAAGACUAUUAAUGAAAAUCCACGCUUUCGUCAGGACAAGUGCGGAAAAAGUGAUAAAUUUCAAACCACACAGCGAUCAGAAAUUGAACUUGGCCAGCUUCAAGCAUUUUUUAUACUUUUUGUUUGCUCCUACGCUGGUCUAUUGUGAUGAGUAUCCAAGGAGAAAAUCCAUCAGAUGGAACCUAGUCUUUGAAAAAACAUUGGAACUAGUGGGAGUAAUUUUCUACUAUGCCUUUCUUGUAGAAAGAUUCAUUAUACCCAACUUAAAAGACAUGGGAUUACGUUCCUACACCAUUCGUGAACUCGGAAUGAUGGCCUUUGACAAUUUUGCUGUUGGCCUAAUGUUCCUACUUCUAGCAUUCUAUGUAGUUAUUGAUGCAGCUCAAAAUUUGGUUGGAGAAUUGCUCCGAUUUGGAGAUAGACAAUUUUAUUUGGAUUGGUGGACGGCCACAAAUUAUUCGGACUAUUUCAGAAUGUGGAACAUGGUCGUUGGAGAUUGGCUCUAUACUUAUAUCUACAAAGAUUUUUACGAAUCUAUUGUACCCGGGAGUAAAACUGUGGCUAAACUAACGGUGUUCUUGAUAUCCGCCAUAGUUCAUGAAUGGGUGUUAACAUACAUAUUUGGAUUCUUCUUCCCGGCAUUAUUUUUGGCCUUCUGCUUUGUUGGAGGAUGCUUGAGCUUUUUGCGGAUACCAAAAUUGGAUAUAGUCAAUAUAAUAUUUUGGUACAUGCUGGCUUUUGGUUGUGGAUUGUUAUCGAGCCUUUACGCCAUGGAAUGGUUUAUAAGAGCUAAUGUACCAAUAGAAAAUGCUACGUUAAGUGAUUUUCUUGUGCCGCGGUUGUUUACUUGUGAUUGUAUAGUGUAUUGAAAUUAUUUUUUUUAAAUUUUCAAAUAUAUAUUUUUUUUUU